Messenger RNA from Pestalotiopsis fici W106-1, 1281 nucleotides. RefSeq names its product Serine/threonine-protein phosphatase 2A activator 2. Gene Ontology annotation, cellular component: nucleus; protein phosphatase type 2A complex; cytoplasm. Gene Ontology annotation, biological process: mitotic spindle organization. Bases 1 to 1281 code for a protein of 426 amino acids. Gene Ontology annotation, molecular function: protein tyrosine phosphatase activator activity; peptidyl-prolyl cis-trans isomerase activity. The transcript has a single exon. The record is from RefSeq and is a predicted model, not a curated record. NCBI's taxonomy places the organism in Eukaryota, Fungi, Ascomycota, Sordariomycetes, Amphisphaeriales, Sporocadaceae.
AUGGCCGAGUCACGGCCCACAAAUCCACCACCUUCUACCAUUCCUAAUCUCAAGGACAGACUGCCCAAGCUGGAACCAAGGCGGCGACGAGCUCCGCCUUCGAAUCCCACUGCUAUCCCAGAGACACCAAAACUGCCGUCACCGCCAGAGCUAGCCUCGAUAUCCCACCAGGUUCCUUCUAGAAGGAUACUUUCAGUGAAGGACCAUGAGCUGUUCUUGGAGUCCGACGCAUAUAAGCUCAUUUUGGCCUUCAUCUUUGGACUGUCCGAUGCGGUCAAGGAUACUCCCAUUUCAUCAGUCAAGGAUGUGGAUCUGAGUGCUUCCGUCAAAGCCAUUCUUUCUAUUCUGGACGACGCCGAGACCCUGGUUGCAGCCACACCACCUGAUGAUUCAGGAGGCUCGCGAUUUGGAAACAAGCUCUUCCGCUCCUUCUUGGACAAGACGAAAUCUGCCAGUGCUUCGUGGCAUCAGAAACUAGGGCUCUCAUCCCCGGAAGCGAUCGCCGAAGUUGAGACAUAUCUACUCCAGUCUUUCGGCAAUCGCACUCGCAUAGAUUAUGGAUCUGGCCAUGAACUCAACUUUGUGAUAUGGCUCCUGUGUCUAUAUCAGCUACAGAUCAUCAAGGCAUCCGACUUUCAGGCUCUUGUCCUCCGGGUGUUUGUGCGGUAUCUGGGGUUGAUGCGAUCGAUCCAGUCAACCUACUAUCUUGAGCCGGCUGGCUCCCAUGGAGUUUGGGGACUCGACGACUAUCAAUUCCUGCCAUUCUUAUUCGGUGCCAGUCAACUACUGCAUCACCCGUUCAUCACGCCACUUGCUAUACAUCAGGAAUUGACGCUCGAGGAAUUUGGGGACGAGUUCAUGUAUCUGGGCCAAGUCAGUUUUGUCAACUCUACAAAGACUGUCAAGGGCCUACGGUGGCACAGUCCGAUGCUGGACGACAUUUCGUCGGCCAAGAAUUGGGAAAAGGUGGAAGGCGGCAUGCGGAAGAUGUUUGUCGCUGAAGUCCUUCGGAAGCUGCCCGUCAUGCAACACUUUCUCUUUGGUUCUUUGAUCCCCGCAGUUGAGGGCAUGAGUACGGAAGACGAGGCUGGCGUGUCACGAGAAGAAGAUGAAGCGGAAGGUGGAGCAAUCAUGGUUGAGCACAAUGGCGUCAAACAUGUCCAUCAACUGAACUCGUGGGGUGAUUGUUGUGGUAUCAAGGUGCCCAGCAGUCUCGCUGCGGCACAAGAAAUGAAGAAGCGAAACGGAGGGGAGUCACUCCGCAGGAUACCAUUUGACUGA